Messenger RNA from Penicillium expansum, 1530 nucleotides. Its product is annotated as NAD(P)/FAD-dependent oxidoreductase. The transcript has 2 exons. NCBI's taxonomy places the organism in Eukaryota, Fungi, Ascomycota, Eurotiomycetes, Eurotiales, Aspergillaceae. The coding region runs from base 1 to 1530 and encodes 509 amino acids. Gene Ontology annotation, cellular component: cytoplasm. Gene Ontology annotation, molecular function: oxidoreductase activity. The record is from RefSeq and is a predicted model, not a curated record.
AUGCCCUUUGCUACAGAUAUUUUGACUGACCCUUCGGUCUCAGCCUCUGCUCGACAGCAAGCUCUCAAUCGCGUCUACUCUGACCCAGGUGUCCCCCAGAGUUCGACGACCUCGUCGUUCUGGACCCAGGCACCACACAACUUCAGUCAUGGAGCUGCAAAGGAUCUCCCCAAGGAAGCUGAUACUGUCAUCAUCGGAUCUGGUAUCACUGGAGCAUCUAUUGCGCGGACUUUGCUUCAAAACCGCGCUUCAAAGCCCUCUUCCACCUCUCAUCCAUCUGUUGUCAUGCUGGAAGCUCGCACAGUCUGCAGCGGUGCAACUGGCCGCAAUGGUGGCCACAUUCUGGAGACAGCUGAUGACUAUGCCGAGUUCUCGGAUGUCUUUGGCGUGGAUGCCGCGCGUAAGCUCAUCCGCUUCCGAAUGUCCCAUCUGCAAGAGAUGCUCUCAGUCGCAGAGGAGCUUGGCAUCACUACAGAGACGCAAGCGCGAAAGGUUCAGUUCCUGAGUGUUUAUUUCGGCGAUGAGCCUUGGAAGGCAGCGUUGGAGCGUAUGCACCGUUUCAAGGAGGGGAUGCCAGAAGAAUCUGCUGAAUGGACAUCUUAUGAGGGAGACGCUAUCCCGACAGAGCUGUGUUUGACUCGUGCCCGAGGCGUCAUUGCUGGCCCUGCAGGCGCCCUUUGGCCCUAUAAAUUUGUCAUCGGCAUCCUGAAACAUCUUCUGGCAGACUUCCCGAAUGACUUCCGUGUCGAGGAAAACACGCCCGUGACCGCUAUUCACGACGAAACUACCGCUAACGGCCCACGAUACAAGGUUGAAACAAGCAGAGGCACUGUUGUCGCCCGACACGUUAUCCACUGCACAAACGCCCAUGUCAGCCAUCUAGUCCCCGGCUUCCUGGGCCGAAUCUUCCCCGUGCGCGGGCAAAUGUCCGCCCAAACCCCCGGUGAUAACUUUCCCAACCAAGCAGCAGAUCAUUCAUGGAUCUUCAACUACGACCGCGGGUUCGACUACAUGACCCAACUGCCGGCAGGGCAAAUGAUGCUCGGUGGGGGCUUCGCGCAGGGCGAGGGCGGCGGUUUAGCGGAUCUGGGCAUCUCUACGGACUCCGAUCUAAGUCUUUACAUCGAUAUCCACUUGUCUGGUGCUUUGCGUGCCAUCUUUGGAAGCAAAGACUGGGGCUGCGUGCAAGGCGAGACGGUGCAGGCGAUGUGGACUGGUAGCAUGGCGUUCAGCUCCGAUGGAUUCCCAUGGGUAGGACAGUUGCCUGGAGUUGUGACAGGUCGGUCUGAGCAUGGGUCUGAGGGUGCUGAGUGGGUUUGUGCUGCGUUUGGUGGAGACGGAAUGGUUCAGGCUUGGCUUGGUGGUAAGGCGGUGGCGACUAUGUUGCUUGCGCGGGAUGCUUCGCUGAGUGAGACUGUCAGUGCGGACCUUUCAUGGGUCCCUGAGCAGCUGCUUGUGUCCGAGGAGAGAUUUGCUGAAACGGCGUUGCCGAGAGAGGUCGACGAUGAUGUGCACAAGGCGAAUCUUUAG